AUGCACCGGAAGAGGAUAGGAAAUACCUCAGUGGGUCCAGAUGUUUGCCUGGGACGUCCGCUCCACGCCUUCCCACAGGCUACGCCCCCAGGCCCCGCCCCGUGCAGCCUCUACGGACCCUCCCAAGGCUCCGCCCCUCGUCUUUACGACUCGCCUUGUCCAGGCCGCGUCCGGCACACAGGCUCCGCCCAUGCCCCGCCCCUAAGUCAGGCCCUGCGUCGUCCAAGCCCCGCCCCGUACCACAGCUCCGCCCCCAAACCCCUCCCAGGACCGCCCCGCCCCGCCUCUCGCCCGCAGGCACCGCCCCACGAGCUCAGGCCGAGCCGCGUGUCUCCCGAGCGGCCGCGGACGUGGGCUCAGGCCUCGGGGUAG
Rangifer tarandus platyrhynchus (Svalbard reindeer) is the source of this 372-nucleotide messenger RNA. NCBI's taxonomy places the organism in Eukaryota, Metazoa, Chordata, Mammalia, Artiodactyla, Cervidae. The record is from the annotation of a GenBank genome assembly.